AUGUUUUGGCGCGCAUCUUCUUCCGUAGGUCGUCGGUCUCCGGGCGCCCCUCCGUGUAUGCCUUAGCCGAAGCUGCUGAAGAUCCCUCGACGAAGGCCUCCGAUGAUGUCACGCGCCGGGGAAGCAUCAGAUCCAUUUCACGUCAUCCAUGCCAUUGGCUUUCGGACCAGGACAAUUACUUUUCUCUUCGAUUCAUUGAAGUCCUCUUCUCUCCUCACAUACGACAGACCACUCCUCAACCCCAUCCUCGACUUACCUCAAUUCACAACACUUCAUCAUGCCCCCCAAAGGCCUCGCAAUCCUUCUCGGCGCCGGCCCAGCAACUGUUAGUCCCCCCCUCCUCAUACACACCUACUACGAUGCACUCUCAAGUACCUAGACUAACACCAACCACACAGGGUGCCGGCAUAGCCAAAAUCCUCGCGCACCCAUCCCACGGCAACCUGGCCGUCGCCCUCCUCGCGCGCCGCCCAGAAGCACUCAACGACCUCGUCAAGAGCCUGCGCUCCCAAGUGCCCGGCGGCGUCUUCGAGUCCUUCGCCACCGACACCUCGCCCGACAAGCUGCGCUCCGCCUUUGCAGCCAUCAAAUCGCACGCCUCCUUCCGCGACCUCAAGCUCGACCUGUCCAUCUUCUCCAUCAAGAACUCCGCCAAGAAGCCGUUCAUGGACGAGACGUUCGACGCCUUCAUGGACCCGCUGGAAACGUACGUUGGCGGCGCGAUGGUGUUUGCGCAGGAGUCGCUGAAGCGCUUCUUCGCCGAUCAUGGCGAGGCGUCGCUGGCGGACGGGGGCGGGAAGAAGGGCACGCUGAUUUUCACGGGCACGCUGGGCGCGCUAAGGUGCAAUGCCGAGUACGGGAGUUACGGCGCGAGUCGCGCGAGUGUGCGGCAGUUGGCGCAGGCGCUGUCGAGGGAGAUGAGCGCGCGGGGUGUGCAGGUCGUGCACGCCGUGGCCAAUGGGCGGAUUGUGGAUGAGGAGAGCGAGGAGGUGACCAAGGGGUCGCGCAUCGCGGCCGAGGCGGUGGGCAAGACUUAGUGAGUUUCCUCUUCUUCCGCUGUGGACACACGAAUUGGACCUCCGGCCGGCUCAGGAGAAAUUUUAAGGGCCCUCCUCUCGCAGAAUAUACGGAAAAUAUGGGUCUCCAUUCAGCGGCAUCCAGUAACGAGAUUUGGCUUCGUUGUGCCCUUCAAGAACAGCUGGCAACCUUGUUGGAAGUGUGUGCAGUGAUUUGCGAUCCCGGCCGAGGCGUGGCCGGUGAGACAGAUGGCAUAUAAUAAAAGUGCAACUCACUACAGAUACCACCCUUCAAUACCGAAAUAUAAAACA
Messenger RNA from Neohortaea acidophila, 1328 nucleotides. RefSeq lists its product as uncharacterized. The transcript has 2 exons. The coding region runs from base 360 to 1037 and encodes 225 amino acids. The record is from RefSeq and is a predicted model, not a curated record. NCBI's taxonomy places the organism in Eukaryota, Fungi, Ascomycota, Dothideomycetes, Mycosphaerellales, Teratosphaeriaceae.